This is a messenger RNA of Candoia aspera, 10925 nucleotides long. RefSeq names its product cilia and flagella associated protein 54 (gene CFAP54). The transcript has 69 exons. Gene Ontology annotation, biological process: cilium assembly. The coding region runs from base 1 to 9579 and encodes 3192 amino acids. NCBI's taxonomy places the organism in Eukaryota, Metazoa, Chordata, Lepidosauria, Squamata, Candoiidae. The record is from RefSeq and is a predicted model, not a curated record.
AUGUCUGAGCUUCCCAAAAGCCCGGCGCUAUGCCCGACUCUGCCUCCCCCGGCUCCCGCCAUUUUCUAUGGCUCCGUGGAUCCGAGAAACCCGGUGGUUCACCGAUUCGAGACCGAGCUGAGCGACUGCCUGAGCUUCCUCAAGCGGAAGCGGGAAACGGGGGGCGCGAGCUCCAGGAAUCAGGAGCUGCACAGGCGAGGAGCCACUUCUUUGUUUAAUAUCUGGAACAACUACAGACCUCGACUCCCGGAUUGGUAUUACAAUGAAACACUUGUGAAAGUUGGUGAUCAGCUUAUGGAAAUGAAAGAAUAUAAGCUAGCACUUUUGUAUUGCUAUGAGCAGUAUCUUCAACAAGUUAGUGGUAUAAAUAUAAACAAACAUGGAUUAGAUAUGCAUCAAUUGAAGUCUAAUUUUUUCCCAAAUGGAUUUAGAGAUCAAAGUGCUACACGUACAUUCCAUGUUCUGCAAGCAAGGAAUAUUUCCCUGUACAAAAUGGUACUUGAUCAAGACAGUGACCUCCUGAAUCAAGACUCUGUGAAGACGUGUUUUAGAAUCUUAACCGUACUGCAACUCAUCAUGCAGAUGACUCUGCCCCAUGAACAUUUAUGCUGGAUUGUCUACAAUGGUACAGUUCAUAUGUAUACCAUAUGUAGGCAUUUGAUGACUAUAGGCCAAUCUGCUAAGGUGCUUGAAUAUUUAUUGUGGGCAUCAGUAUGUAUGGAAUCAUCAAUUCCACUUUUAGCUGUGCACUAUUUGACAUGGAGAGCCACUCUGUAUGCUGCUGUUUGUCAGUGUUAUUAUGAUUGCCAGUCUGGUAUUCAUGGAGAGGUUUUUGCACGGCGUGGUUUGAUUAAAAUUGAUGAACUAAAGCAAAUGGAGAUUAUGAGUUCAUCACCUCUGAGUACAGAAACAAAGAAAAAAUUCAAAGAAGCAACUGUGAAGAUGGCAGCAAUGAUUUUUAAAAGAACAGUAUUUGAACCAAGAAGGCGACCAAAAGGAGUUCUGAGACCAAGAAUAAAACCUAAUCUGAAAGAUGCACAACAUAUGCCUUGGCCUCGUACCAUCACAGAACGGUUGCUGAUGGAAAUAUUUGAUUGCAAUUCAUCACUUUUUUUUGCCAUUAUGGAAGCUCUGUUUGAUAAAAACAGACGGACCCUGAUCCCUGGACCUCCUGUUCCUGAUGAAAUGGAAGUGCAUGAUAUUAUUUCAGAACUCUGUUUUGCAGGCGUGGAUAUUCUUGAUGGAGGUGGCAUCAGUGUACCAAGUAACACUUCUGAAGUUCUUUCUUCAGUAAUAACUACAUCACCACUUAUGCAGCAGAUAAUAGCAGGGAAAAAUGGUAUUUCUGCAGAUGCUGCAUUGAGGUUUAUUAAGAUGGCCUUCAGUUACGAGGAAUGGGAUUCAUUUGAUCAUGCAAUUGUACUGUUUUAUACAUUUCUUCAGAAUCAGAGUAAUCCAGUAUGGAAGAAAGCAGAAGCAGAACUCAGGCUACUACUUGUAAUGCAGAACUUGGUGACUACAAGAAAAGCAAAGCAUGGUUUGUGCAUUCAAGGAGAUAGUAUCCAAGAAACAGCUGCUUUUCGUAGUCCAGGGAAAAAAUACAUAGCAUUUCUAGAAGGAUCAGUACAACCAGGAAAAAUUACUGAUGAUCUUUUUCUGCUGGCAAGGACUCUUUAUUCCUCUGUCUGUACAUCUAAAGAGGUUCACCUGACAGACAGAGAAAUGAUAAUUGAUGCAACUAUGUUUUUAUGGCAAAAAUGUAAAGUAGAAAUUCAAAAGAUCCAGAUGAGUGGAAGUAACUUCUUAAAGCUCAUUCAUAAGUACCAAACACCCAAGUGGCUUCACAUUCUUUAUGUAAUUAAUGAAGUAAUUCACACCAUUAAUCUUGGAAACACUAAUCCUGUAUUAAUAGCUGAAGUAUCAUUACGGCUAACAUCAGUGAUGGAAAAUAUUGCAGACUUCAAAUCUGGAGACACAUCAGUUUUAGCAAAAGACAAUUCUCUGUUGCUUUCAGAAUACUGUACCAGUGACAUUCCUUCAUUAAUACAGCAACCUCCCCUAGAACAAUUAUUUUUGGCUUAUGAGUAUAUUGACAGAGCAAUUCGUGCAAUUAAUCGAGCUCAUAUACUAACAGUUUUACCUGAUGGAUCAUCAGUGCUUGAUAAUUACUGUAAAAAGAUGACUGCAGAAGAGCAGAAUUUGAAUAAAACUUUAUCAUCUGAUAAUGAGAGAUCAGUAAUAGGAAACAAUUUUAUUAUGGAUUUACACACUGAACUUAUUCAGGCUCAGCACCGAAUAGCAGUUAAACUACUUAACGCAACACAAGGUAGAAAUUGUAUUACCUUUUUAAAAAUAUGUUUUACAGAACUAGAUAUAAUGGAGAAAAUAAAAAAGAAUAAGUUAUCCAAAGCUCUCUACUUAAUGCAGAAGGCUACACUGAUGCUUCCAGUAGGAUUAGCUGCUUCUUCCCCAAAUCAGCUCCUGGAGGAAGCAUUUACUCUGAUUCAGAAAACUGAAAUGGAACAAAAUACAUUAUAUGCCACUUUCUCAAAUCAUACAAGUAGCAUGAAAAGCAAAGUUCCACCACCUCCAAUACUUCUUUUUAGGACAAAUUGUUCCAUGGCAUUUAAGCCAGCACCAUUUGCUUCAAAUGUGAAGGUUUCUUGGUACAGCAUUUUUGGGUGUGUAGCAGAAGGAAGCAAUCCAAAAGCCCGAUUAAAUAAUUACAGUCUCAAGAACACAGCAGAAGCGAUACCAGCUGAUGAAACUUGUGUCUUGGAAGUACAAGGGUUAGAGGCCAAUCAAAAUUACAUAUUUGCAGUUGCAGCCUAUGACUCAGAUGGAAAAAUUAUUGGUGAUAGCAUUGGAGAAACAACUAAGCCAAUUCUUGCAUAUCCUCCUCUAUCUGCCGCUACUGUCCGAACGUACCUGAUUCAGUCUGCUUUUCAGAUUGAACACUAUGCAUUAUGCAAGAAAACAUUUCAACCACUUUGGGAUUAUUUUGUCUCAGUGCCUUGUACUCCUGUUACUGAUGUCACUGUUGUUUCUGUAAGCAGCACUUUGAUUGUACCCCAGAACAGACUAAAUUUUGAAGCUCUGCCUCAAGCAUCUCCCAACCUCUUAUAUAUGUUUCUGAGGAGUAUUUUUAUUAUCAGUGACAUCAGUGUGAAUGAAGGAGGUCUCUUCUGUGAUUCUAUUUGUUUCAAUGAGCUUAAGUAUAAAAGACAAGUUGCGAGAAUAGCUGAAUGUGGGCGAAUGCUGGUGGCAGUUGAACUUAGUAACUGGCUAAAUGAUGUUCACUAUGCUCUGCAGUCAGUUGUUAAUUGUUAUGGCCUUGUAGCUCCUCUGAUCUAUCACAAGAUUCCUUCCAAACCUAUCAUUCAGAUCAUUAUUAAGUGUCUCACUGUUCUUCAAGAAAUCCCGGCUAUUAUAUUGCAAAGAAAAUCAGCAGAAUGCUUUGGCAGUAUUCAGCAUAUGAUAGCUUGUUCUUGUUUUUUCACAGCAAAGAUACUGCGCUCAUGGAAAGAAUAUGAAUUAGCAAUAGUUAUUGUUAACUAUGGAAAAAGGUUGUUGGAUUGCUCACAAACACCAUCCCAAAUGGCUAUUACUGGAGAAGGAGAAGAUGAAGUACUAGAAGAGGAGACUUCUUCUAAAAGGCUGAAAGCACAAACGGCUGCAGUUGAAAAAGUAAAUGAGAAUUUAGAAGUUCUGGAAAGCAUCCUUCUCAAACUGACAAAGGCAGGACAAGAACUUACAGGAGAAGAAGAUCCUUUAUUCUUGUAUCCUAUAGUUUCAAACUGGCAACCAAAGACUGCUUAUAGGGAAGUACUGAAAUUUAAAAAGAACUCCCGUUUCCUUGAAUAUUUUGUCAUGCUUAUGUUCAGAGCACUAAAUGAGGAUAAAUUGAUGAGAAUAGUGGACUGGGCUGAUGAAGUUCAAGAGUUUCUGAAAAAACGGAAUGGAUUUCUUCUUGGUAUCAAACAAACUUCAAAAAAGAGGAAGAAAGUUCGUAGAUCUGCAGAUGCAAAGAAAAUUGUAACACACGAUGUUUCAAAGGUGACAGAGUUACCAACACCCAAGAAUAAGGGUUCCAAGAAGAAAGGUCAGCCUAAACAUUCUACUAAAUUAUCAGGCCGGGGCAAAAUACUUGGUGCAAAAAGGAAAGAAAGAGAAGAAAUAAGAAAAAUAGCUUUUCAAAACCUGAUAAUUAAGCUAAAUAUAUGUUCUGAUGUCUAUGUAAGACGAAGAAGGUUUCGUUGGCUGUAUAAUGAAGAACUGCCAUGGCGAUCUCAGCUCAACAUUUAUCUGUCAAUUGUUCACUAUAGUUUGCUUAAAAAACGGAUACAGGAGCUCUGUAAUACUGAAACUGUUGUACAAAAUCCAGACAGUUAUAAUGAUCUCAACCCUGAAAUGUUCUCAUUAAGCAAUUCAGGCACAAUCAUGAUAAUAUCAGCUAAAGAGGAAGAAAACACAGAUUUUAAAUAUUCGUCUUUUAAAAGAAUACCUUCACGAAAAAGCAGUCGAAAAACUGACACCCCUGACCCUACUUCCCCUGCCUUCGACAAUGGGCUUUCCUUGCCUGCUUCUAGCCCUACAUUACAAAGUAUUUCUUCAGACACUGUUUCCAGCUCAAGCAUACUUGACCACAAUAAUUGUCUCUCCCCUGAAAUUGAUGCCAUGAGCGAAUCCACUGAACUGACCCAACUGUCAACUUCAGGCCAAGAUUCAGAGUCUGUUGCUGCUUCUGAGCGUAGUGCUAAGUUGAGUGAUAGAGACACUCCUCGACUGCCUCAAGGUUAUAUUUCUGUUAAAGAACGUGAAAAAGCAAUUUGUUGUUCUGCUGUGCUGGAGCAUUUCACUAAAAUAUUUCUUCAUUUUAGAAGAGCUGUGGUUAUUGCCCAUCGAGGUCGACACUGGACAUUGCUUCAAAAUGCAUGCCGAGACCUUUGGAACUAUACUCGGGAAAUACAAAUAAUUAUUAAGCAUUCAGCAUCUUUUCAUGUACCUUUUCCUGUUAACAAGGAGAUUUUUCUUAAGACCAUUUGGUUCCCAUAUUAUAUGGCAUCAGAUGCAUUGCUUGAUAUGAUAGUUGCGCUUCAAGAUAGCAAUUAUGUUAAGAUUAUUGAGCCCAAGGGAAAUUUCUGUGUUCCAAGCUGCAUAGGCGGCAUUACUGAGGAUGAAGGUGGUUCUAACCUUUCUUUUGAAUGUCCCUUUGAUGAUGUAAAUAUUAUUGAUUUGCAAGGAAUACGCAAUUUCAUUCUGCAAACUCUUGAGUUUCUGUUUCGUUUGAAGAAGUGGGAAUCAUUAGUAUACAUAGCUAUGCAAUUUAACACAGUUACACAUGAGAGAUAUACAGAGCAAGUAACUCCUGUGUUGGUGUUUGCCCAGAGACAGCUGCAAGAAAAAAAACAACUCCAUGCUUCAGAUAAUCCACAGCCUUAUUUAGAAGAAUUUAUCACUAGUAUUGGAGACAAGGUAUGCUGCAGAGACUUUGUUGCAAAAAACCUGCAUUCUGUUACAAAAUGUGAAGGAGCAACUGAUGAACAUUCUGAUCAUUCAGGUAUCAAUCAAACAAAACCACUGUUUUCUGUUCCUUUGGAUCUGGAGGAUACACUAAAAUGUUUCAGAGAAAGUCUGGAAAAAUCGAAGCACCACAGUAGAGCCCUUAAAUACAGCAGGAAAUUGUUUUCUUUAUUUCUUGCUCACUUGCAAGAAUCUUCUGGAAGGUUAAAUACAGCAAUAAAUACAAAUCAGAGGACCUCACGUGGAAAAGUGGGAUUUGCUACGCUAGCUGAGUUGACAUAUCAACCAGAACCACCUGAUCUUUCAGAAGAAAGUUUUAGUUGCCUCAGUAUGGUUCAAAGCAAAUCCAUUCCCCAGUCAAAACUGCCAGUGGUGAUCUCUUCAUACGAACGAACACUUGAAACUCUUCAAACAAAUAAUCAGCAUGGUCUUAUGGUCCAGGCUUUUCAUGAACUUGGAAAUCUGCAUUUUUUCACAGGAAACAAAAGAGUUGCUUUCAAAUGCUGGUGUCAAGGCCUUGAUGCAGCUCUCAAAAUGGGUGAUGCACUUCAUCAGUGGCAAGAAUUAGAUGGUUCAUUGGAGAAAGCCACUGGUAACUUGUCAAAAACAUCUCAAGUUUACUCUGAGAAGUUUAUUUCUCAGGCUGGAAUUUGGGGUUGCUUACAAGGAGCAAUCUUAGCAGCUAAAAUAGCUCAGCAUUCAUUACAAUAUAAUGUUAAACUAAGAACAAAAUCCUGCAUUUUAUCAGCUGUCCUCUUCAAGUCUUUGUUUAGAGCUUCACUACCACAUCCUAAAGCUGAUUGUGACUUUGCACAAUAUGAAACAGACAUAUUAAUUCCUGGCGUUGAUUUAUUUGUGGAUUACUAUAGAGCUGAUAUUGCAACAGUUACUGCAAGUCUCAGUUUUGUUCUGUAUGAAUUGCAUUGCAGAAGGCAAAAUCUAGUAAUUUUGCCAUUGUUCACAUUAUAUCAGUACUUUGUUUCUGAAAUUUGUCGGAGUGAAAUUAAAUGUAUUGAAGGAAGGAUUCUCAAGAUUAAAGUACUUACAGAUUUGGGAUUUUUUUCUGAUGCCUUUCAUGAACUCUGUAUCAUUAAUCGUGGAGAGAAAAUUCCCUGGAAAUUGUCUUCUGUAUACAAACAUACUACAAAAGUUGGGACCUUUUCAACUUUUGAUUCAUCACAAAGCCUCUUGACAAAUGGAAAUCUGCAGGUAUUAGAAGAUGUAUUAAACAGACCUAUACAUUCAGCAUGGACUGUAGCUUGUGAACCAAGAAUCAUGGAUAACUUUAUGUUAGCUAAAAUGCAUUUUAUUAUUAGCCUAUCUGCAAGAUUAUAUUGUGUUCCUGAAAACGUAAUGAAGACAACAUAUUCUACUGACUCAGAAGUAUUAAGAAAGGCAGGAAGAAAUACUGAUGCAUUCAUAAAAGGUUUUAUAAUACCUUCAACAUUAACAAGUGGAAAACGAGAGUCUGUCAUGAUUGUAGAACUUGAAAAGAACAAAGACAUGUUAAAUCCUGCUAUUCUAAAGGGAAUUUUAUUGACAGAAGCUGAAGAAAGGAUUAAUUUAAUUCUGGAAACCAUACAAAAUAAGUAUGGUGAACUGAUAUAUAAGUGUUCAGCUACAGAACUGGAGAUUGUCAUUGAAGCUAAACUUCAGCUUGCAGCUAUUGCUCAACAGAAGCUCCAGACAGCUUUCAGUGCUGCACUGGCUUUUUCUGCAAUAAAACUUCUUCAAGAUGCGGAUGUUUUCAUAGAUACAUCUAAUUCUCAACCAGAUGCAGAGAAAACAGAUAAGGGAAAUGUUGAAGGGAUUUAUACUGAGGAUCCCAAUCUAAUUCACAAUGUAACAGCGCGGGAACAUUUAAAUAUAUACGUAUGGCUAAAGUGUCAUUUGGCAUUAGUGACUGCAAUUAUAGCACAGGCACGAGGCAUUGAAGCAAUGAAAGAAAAUGAAUUAAUAGAGUGUUCUCGUCUGAUUGAUGAAGUACAAAUGGAAGCUAAAGCAUUCAAUGAUGUUGAGUCUCUUGCUGAAAUUACUAUGCAAGCUGUUAUACUUGGCCUUCAAGAAAGACAACCAGUGGCUGAUAUUAAGCUUUGGUUACAGAACAUAAUCAAGUUGCUUGAAGAAAAGACACUGAUUUCUCCACCAGCUAAUUUAAUAUUAGUACAAAGUAUGCUUCUGCUAGCUGACAUAAUGACAACAGAAACAGAAGGUGAUUCAGAAUCAUCCAAAACUGACCAGCUGAAUGUAUUAAUUCAGGCACAUGCACUAUUAAUUAAACAGCUAUUUAUUUUGGGGCAACCACUUGAACAACAUGCACAAGAUCCUACUUUAACAACUCUAAAAGUACCUAUGGUGAACAUAUAUCUGCCACACACCAUACUAUUGGCAAAAGUCAAAAUGAGAAUUGGACAUACAUUAACUUUAGAAUUAUCAUGUAAAUCCAAACCACAAAGUGAGUUACAGUGGCUACAAGCUCUACAAUACACAGAAACAGCACUGAAUCUCUGUAUAACAUCAAUAAGAGAAGAUUUAGAUCUAGAAGCAGAACUUCUUUUUCGAAAAGGAAGAAUAGAACGACAACUUGAUUCAUUAGGUCUUAAUAAAUCAGAAUUAGCUGUUGACAGCUUGCUGGAUGCCAUUAAUUUAAGCCUGAUGAGUUACCAGCACUAUGGAUUAAUAAGAAGAUCAUACAUGGAGAUAGCACUGCUGUACUUCUGCUUAUGUACAAACAAGGAGGAAUCUCCAACUUCAGGUACUGUGAAAGGAAGAAUAUUUAAGCAAAGGUUUAAUAGCAAACUUCCAGCUACUUCUGAGGAAAUCACUGAUCUUGAGAUGUACAGAAUACAAGCCUGGACUGCUGUAAGAAGUGCUGCACAGGUCAGUGAAGCGAUUUUGACUUCCCAGCAAUUAACUGGAAGAAAGGCUGUUAAAUUGUAUCACAUGAGACUGAGAGUGCAACAAAUUAUGCCUGAAUUUGCUCUUCUGGAUCUCAGUUCUUCUUACAAGGAUUUUUUGUCUGAAAAAUAUCAAGUUACCUAUAAAAUUCCUAUGGUGUGUUCUGAACAAGAGACAAAAUCAGAAAGUGAUGGAGCUGAGAGAGUCUCUUCCGAAGAAAGCCAUGGCAAACUGAAGAUACCUUGGCUUCAUGUACUACGUUACCAUACAUACUUAACCAGGUUCUUGAACAUGAGCCCCUUGGCUGCUGUCCCAAAAGCAGGAAAAGGUUUAUUUGUUAAAGAAGAUGAGCUGUAUACUUCAGUGUUUGAUACAACAAUUGCCCUGCGUUUGGCAAAACUUCAUUCUUUUUUAAAAAGCCAUUUGCCGAUUUAUUCUGGCUGCUGUCUUCAAGAGCCUCCAAAACAGCUGUAUGGCUUUGAGAAGCCUUUCUUUAGUUUGAGUGCUAUUGGAAAGGCAACUUCAGGAUCAUAUGGAAUUUCUCAAAGAAUGUCAUCUAUGAAAAUAAUUUCCAGUUCCUUUACUUCUGAAAUAGACAUGCAUUCAGAGAACAAAGCAACCUGUUCUCCCACCAAGGAACUUUGUGUGCAGUGGUACCUUCCUUCUUUGGAAAAAUCAGCAAAUGAAGAGACUAUGGUUUUGUUCAUUUUUGCUUACAAUACAAAAGCUGUCAAAAUUAUCAACAUCAGUUCUUUCAAUUCAACCAACAUAUACUGUGGUUAUUUGUGGAUCCCACUGAAUAGAGUUAUUGCUGUACGUGAAAAAUUGUCUGAUUUGAAGCAACAACUUGAAAUGUUAAUAAAGUCACUGACAACUUCUCAGACUGAAAUGCAGAAAUGUUCACCUUCAGAGGAAUUCAGAACUAAUACAGCAAAAGUGCCACUGGAUGAACACACAAAGGAAAUGGUUAAAGUGUGUUUUUCUGAAAUAAAAGCCUUGUUGUCUAUUAACACAGAUCGGUCUGCACCAUUUACAGAGAUCCCAUUUGACAUCACUCUACCAUCAAUAAAGAAUUUAAGCAAAUUGUUUGAUCCAGCUAAUGGAUGUGUGAUAAUGGCAGGAAGCGUUUUUAACUGGAUAGUAUCUUUGCUCACUUGAGUGGCCUUUCAGGAGUAAAACUGAGAUAUGUUUAAUUUAAUGAAAUUUGACAGCUUUUAAGAUCACUAUUCUGUCACUCUGAAACCAUUGGAACUCUCUACUACUUGAAACCUAGAAUUGGUCCACAAUUUUUUUAAAAAUUAGAAAAUAUUUUAAGCAGUAAUAAUUUAAAUAAUAAACAAAUUCUGUUAAGUUUUGUGAUCUCUGUUGCUCUUGGUUCAGAACAGUAUUUUUGGUGCUUCGUUUUAAACAUCUUGGUUUAAUAUUUCAUUUUUUUCUUUAAAAAUAAUGAAAAUAAAGCCAUUUACACAGCCUUCUGAUUGCAUUUUUAAAUGAAAGCCAUUCCAUUUAAACUGUAUAAAAUAUUUUUUCUAUUUGCCUUAACUGUUUAAAAGUAAUUAUUUAGCACCAGAUAUAUUCUUCCAUCAACUUCUAGUAGCCAUCAGUGAUUUGCAGCUUUUCACUGAAUAAUAUUUUAUUGACUUGUAAUCCUGGAUACAUUGUAUGUUGUUAGAAUUAUGAUGUCAAAAUACUGUAGAAGUCAUACCUGCUUAAUCUUGCUUAUGGAAUUUUUGUUACUUUUGGUAAUAUUGAUUUUGCAAGUUAGAAACAUACAUUAUCUCUGUAUUCUUCUUAGUUGCUGUAAACAAGUAGAUCUUUGCCCUGGUAUUUGCACCUGCAGACUACAAGAAUAAAGAAAGGUAUAAAUCUAAAUUCCUGUCAUUGCACUUGACAUAGAUGCAGAGUAACAAUUCAAAACUAAAAACACCACAUUAACAUCAAUAUAUCAACUUAGUUUUCAAAGAUUCAGUAAGAAGCAGGAGAACCAGUACUUUACUCUCUUGAGUUAAAAGAUGUAUAAAAUUCCCUCAUCCUUUCUCUGAUUGUUUCUAAGACUAUAUCCAGCAAAAAGCUGGAAAAGAAGUAUAUUUGGCACGAGCAGCACUUCAGAUGGGAUUCCAGAAAUGUGUUUCAGAACACACACACAUGCAAACGUAGCAACUGACUGUGGUUUUUAAGGUAGAUAUAUUUUCGCCUAGGAUUAUGUGGCAGUAGCACAGGGUAGCCAUUUGAUUCUAGGAAAAUAUACAGUUCUUCGAAGAGUUGCAGAGAUGCCAUAUUCACAUUUCCAAGCACCUAUUUGGAAUUGAAUAUGAAGCACUACACAGCCCUUAACAAUCAUAGAAGCAAGCUACUGUUUUCUAAGAUUCAUUACCCAAUGAGUACUAGAAGAGAUAAGAAAACUCUAUUUCAAUUUUAGAUUGCAGUUUAGUGUAUUGUCCAUAUAUGGACAAAGUUUGGUUAAUCUCAUCUGAAAACAGCUGAAACAAGUCAGCCUUCUAAAC